UCAAUUACCUCCUCAUUUCUGCAACCCAAAACCCUUGUUAUGACCCUCCCCUGCAUCUCAAUUCUCGAACAGGUUGUAGUUCCUCUGCGAGAACAUUGCUUCCGCUGUCGUCUUCUUCAUCCAUUGCAAUUCCUUGCGGCAACUGGCAAUUUCUCACUGGAUACUUUGUACCUGACAGAGUUUGUUUACAAAUGAAGAAAUGACUGAGAAGCCUCUCAGCAUUCAACUAAAUUGAGUUAAGGAUAUUCUUGAACGAAUGAGGAUGACUUCCAUGUAGAAGCUUUUUAACAGAAUUGGAUAGACGGCCAGAGUGCUUGAGUACGGGGAUGGUGCUACCAUAGCAGAUUUUUAGGGUUCUAAAUCGUCAUCAUCAUCUUCCUUAUUGUGAAUUUCACAUUAAACUUCUGAAGUAUAAUGUUUGGCGUCAAAUGAAGGUGAAAGGUGAUAUAUGAUAAGGCAGAACUCUCUAAGAUCAAAAUUCAUCACUUGAGCUGAGAUUUUUAAUAUUCUUCUAUGGGCCAUAAUUUACCUCAUGCUGAACUGCCUUCCAAGACUUAGAUGUAUUUCUUUCUUAUAUUCUUUUCCCAAAGUGUCCAAAAAUAUAAAGCAAAUUCAUGCCCAGUUAAUUACUAAUGGCCUGAAAUCGCCUGCCGUCUUGGCCAAGUUAAUUGAGCAUUAUUGUGGCUCACCAGACUCACACAUUGCUAAUAAUGCACAUUUAGUGUUCCAGUACUUUGACAAGCCAGACCUGUUUCUCUUUAACACUUUGAUAAGAUGUGUUAAACCCAAUGAUUCUAUUAUAAUUUUCCGAUAUGAGUUUUCUCGGGGACUCAUGUUUUUUGAUGAUUACACUUACAAUUUUGUUCUUGGAGCCUGUGCUCGCUUUCCGUCAGCUUCAACGUUGUGGGUUGGUAGACAACUACAUUCCCUGAUAGUAAAACAUGGGGUUGGGUCAAAUAUUUUGGUUUCGACUACGAAAAUAUACUUUUAUUCUAGCAACAAAGAUAUUAUCUCAGCCCGACAAGUGUUUGAUGAAAUGUCAAUGAGAAGCAGUAUUACGUGGAAUGCUAUGAUAACAGGUUAUUCUUCCCUUAAAGAAGGGAAAAGACAAUAUGCUUUCAAUGCAUUGUCAUUGUUUAAGGACAUGUUGGUUGAUGUAUGUGGAAUCAAACCAACAGAUACAACUGUAGUUGCUGUCCUUUCAGCAGUUUCUCAGAUGGGUUUGCUGGAAACUGGUGCUUGCGUACAUGCAUUUGCUGAAAAGACAUUGUGUACUGAAGAUGAUGUGUUUAUUGGGACUGGUCUUGUUGAUAUGUACUCAAAAUGUGGAUGCCUUGAUAGUGCCUUGUCUGUCUUCUGGCGCAUGAACCAGAAGAAUAUCUUGACUUGGACGGCAAUGACUACUGGCCUAGCUAUCCAUGGGAAAGGAAAACAAGCCUUGGAGGUUUUAUACAAGAUGGGGGAUUACGGCGUGAAGCCCAAUGAAGCAACUUUUACUAGCUUUCUAUCUGCUUGUUGUCAUGGUGGGCUUGUCGAAGAAGGCCUUCAAUUGUUCCAUGAAAUGAAGAGAACAUUUAAUGUGACACCUCAGAUAAAACAUUAUGGUUGCAUUGUUGACCUUCUUGGUCGUGCUGGAAAGUUAAAAGAAGCAUAUGAAUUUAUCAUGCGGAUGCCAAUUGAUCCUGAUGAUGUAAUAUGGAGGACUCUGCUAGGUGCAUGCAAGAUUCAUGAAGAUGUUGUGAUGGGAGAGAAGGUGGGAAAAUUUCUCCUCCAGUUGGAAGAAUGUAGUCAUCCAGAGUUGACUUCAAAGAGUGAAGACUAUGUAUCUCUGUCAAAUGUUUAUGCUUUAGCAGAAAGGUGGGUCGAAGUUGAAUCUGUAAGGAAACAAAUGAGAGCUAAGAGAAUCUCGAAUAACGCUGGUUGUAGCGCUGUUCAAAUUGUCAGUCUGUAGAACGAAGACCACAGAAAGAGAAUUUUGAGGCUGAGCAUUUGAGUAAACCAACAGAGAUUAACUGUUGAGCGGGACAAUAGUACAUUUCCUUCCCGUAAGUCUAAUCUUUUUGUCCAAGUAUUUUCGAAGAUGCCCUUGCAAAAUGGAAGUGGCUGAUCCUGUCCGAUUAAUCAGUGUCAAAAACAGUGCUGUUUGUGAAAUCUUGAGCGUGCUGCGUGAUCAGAUUUCACAACAGGCUUCAAAGGCUGCAUUAAAGCCGAUCGUGGAGCUCUUUCCUUGGGGAAGAAACAGGAUCAGAGGGGUUGAGGGCGGUGCAGUUUCGGUCCUCAUUGAACUACUUGUUUGUGCCUCGGAAAGAAGAACUUGUGAACUCAUUUUAAUAGCUUUGGAUCAACUUUGUGGGUGUGCGGAAGGGCGUGCAGACUUGUUGAAUCAUGGUGUAGGAGUGGUCAUUAUGUCCAAAAAAAUUAUAAGGGUCUCUCUCGUGGCAAGCAAGCGAUAGAGGGCUUAGAAUUUUGGCCUCCAUUUGUAGGUAUUCCGCCAAUGCUAGAGCGCUCCAUGAAAUGUUGCAGGUUGGGGCUGUGUCCAAGUUCUGUUUGGUGCUUCAAGUGAAUUGCGGCUUCAAGACUAAAGAGAGGGCCAAGGAGAUUAGUCAAAUUGCACUCCUCAGUUUGGAAGAAUUCUUCAUGUAUUCUGUACCUUUGUUAUCUUCCUUUCCGAGAUCUAAUUUGAUCAUAGUUUGUAAGCUUUUCAUUUCUUUUUUGUGUGCAUGCAUCUGAUGAAAGUGUCUGGUGCCAGAGGUUUUGGGGUUAUACAAAUGAAUCACGUAGUUAUGGAGGGGGAAACAAAUCCUUGGAUAAAUUUUUGUUGAACAUUGUACUAAUCUAAACAGUAGUAUUUUUUAACUAUAA
Vigna angularis (adzuki bean) is the source of this 2862-nucleotide messenger RNA. Its product is annotated as pentatricopeptide repeat-containing protein At3g18970. Bases 533 to 1951 code for a protein of 472 amino acids. NCBI's taxonomy places the organism in Eukaryota, Viridiplantae, Streptophyta, Magnoliopsida, Fabales, Fabaceae. Gene Ontology annotation, molecular function: RNA binding; protein binding. Gene Ontology annotation, biological process: RNA modification. The record is from RefSeq and is a predicted model, not a curated record. The transcript is spliced from 3 exons.